GGAAUAAUUAUUUCAAAAUAAAUUUUUUUUGGAACGAAAGAGCGCCACUCUGUAUCGAUUUUUGCAUUUAAGAACUUGGAGUUUUAGCACGUGGAAACGUAUCGGGUGAAAGAGCAGCAGAUUUUGACGACAUUACUUACGCGUGGGCCAGGUCACAAUUCUCGAGUGAUGGAACCUUCUGCGCCAGACGAAGCGCCUAGAGAUCCCGGAGCUUUGAUUACCCAUCCUAGUUACACAGACCAGGAUUUCGAGGGUCACAGAGCUCACACUGUAUACGUAGGCUUGCACGUUCCUGGUUAUCGUAGGAGGAGUCAUCAUCGUCGCCAUCAUCGUCAUCAUAAAAAUGGUCAAAAGAAACGAGAAGAUGGGACUACUGCGGAUUACAACAAUGAAUUCCAUAAGCCAGUUACACCACCAGCAGAGCGUGUUCAUUUUAUUCUUGGAGAGGACGAAGAUGGUACACAUGAAGCUCAUCCACUGUUCAGUGAGAUGGAAGAAUUACAUGGAGAUGGAGAUGAUAUGGAGUGGAGAGAAACAGCAAGAUGGAUUAAGUUUGAAGAGGAUGUUGAAGAAGGCGGUAAUCGAUGGUCCAAACCACAUGUUGCUACCAUAUCCUUACAUUCCUUAUUUGAACUCCGAAGUUGUAUUUUAAAUGGCACAGUUAUGUUAGAUAUGGAAGCACAAAAUUUAGAACAAAUUUCUGAUGCUCAAGCAGAUAUAUAUUUUUAUUUAGAUGAGAACUGA
Messenger RNA from Centruroides sculpturatus (bark scorpion), 744 nucleotides. Its product is annotated as sodium-driven chloride bicarbonate exchanger-like. The coding region runs from base 169 to 744 and encodes 191 amino acids. Lineage: Eukaryota; Metazoa; Arthropoda; Arachnida; Scorpiones; Buthidae. The transcript is spliced from 6 exons. Gene Ontology annotation, biological process: monoatomic anion transport. The record is from RefSeq and is a predicted model, not a curated record. Gene Ontology annotation, molecular function: monoatomic anion transmembrane transporter activity. Gene Ontology annotation, cellular component: membrane.